Ziziphus jujuba (common jujube) is the source of this 1003-nucleotide messenger RNA. Its product is annotated as large ribosomal subunit protein eL6x. The transcript has 4 exons. Bases 106 to 807 code for a protein of 233 amino acids. Gene Ontology annotation, molecular function: RNA binding; structural constituent of ribosome. Lineage: Eukaryota; Viridiplantae; Streptophyta; Magnoliopsida; Rosales; Rhamnaceae. The record is from RefSeq and is a predicted model, not a curated record. Gene Ontology annotation, biological process: ribosomal large subunit assembly; cytoplasmic translation. Gene Ontology annotation, cellular component: cytosolic large ribosomal subunit; ribosome.
UGUAAAGAGAUGCUUUAAAAGGAGUGGGCACGGCGGGCUCUAGGGUUUGUUUCGUGGCAGAGAGGCGUGUUCAUUCUCAGAGGAAGAAGAUAUACAGCAGCAGCAAUGGCGCCGAAGCAGAGGACUCCCAAGGUAAGCCGUAACCCUGAUCUGAUUAGGGGAAUUGGGAAGUACUCAAGGUCCAAGAUGUACCACAAGCGAGGUCUCUGGGCCAUCAAGGCCAAGAAUGGUGGUGUUUUCCCUCGCCACGACCCCAAGCCCAAGCCUGAAGCUCCUGCUGAGAAACCCCCCAAGUUCUAUCCAGCCGACGAUGUCAAGAAGCCCCUUGUCAAUCGUCGCAAGCACAAACCUACCAAGCUCAGGGCUAGCAUCACUCCGGGUACUGUGCUGAUUAUACUUGCUGGGAGGUUCAAGGGGAAGAGAGUUGUGUUCCUCAAGCAACUUCCUUCUGGAUUGCUUCUGAUCACUGGUCCAUUCAAGAUUAAUGGUGUUCCUCUAAGACGUGUCAACCAAUCCUAUGUGAUUGCAACAUCCACCAAGGUUGAUAUAUCUGGCGUCAAUUUGGAUAAGUUUGAUGACAAGUUCUUUGCAAAGGAAGCUCAGAAGAAGAAGAAGAAGGGAGAAGGCGAAUUUUUUGAGGCAGAGAAAGAGGAGAAAAAGGUCCUUCCACAGGGUAAAAAAGAUGACCAGAAGACUGUGGAUACAGCAUUGUUAAAGUCUAUUGAGGGAGUUCCUGAGCUCAAGGCCUAUUUGGCUGCAAGGUUUUCUCUUAAGGCAGGCAUGAAGCCUCAUGAGCUUAAGUUCUAGGAUUGCUGUCUUUCCUACUAUUGUUCUGAUUUUGUUAAAAAUUACUCUUAGCAGUUGUACUCUUUUUACUUUGUUUGUGAUAGACAGAGAUCUAAUCAGAUCUUAUGUUAGCCCAUGAAUUGUGCGAGGAGUUUUCUUUCCAAUUUUGUUUUUAUUGGGUACAAUUUACCUUGAUAUAUAUAUUUGAUUUCUUCUA